This is a messenger RNA of Aspergillus brunneoviolaceus CBS 621.78, 3402 nucleotides long. RefSeq names its product CAP-Gly domain containing linker protein BIK1. The coding region runs from base 1 to 3402 and encodes 1133 amino acids. Gene Ontology annotation, biological process: ribosome biogenesis; endonucleolytic cleavage of tricistronic rRNA transcript (SSU-rRNA, 5.8S rRNA, LSU-rRNA). Gene Ontology annotation, molecular function: RNA endonuclease activity. NCBI's taxonomy places the organism in Eukaryota, Fungi, Ascomycota, Eurotiomycetes, Eurotiales, Aspergillaceae. The transcript is spliced from 6 exons. The record is from RefSeq and is a predicted model, not a curated record. Gene Ontology annotation, cellular component: nucleolus.
AUGGCACCCCUCGACGAUGUCCAGGUGGGCGACCUGGUCAACGUCCCCGGCGGCAUGUACGGGACGGUCAAAUACCUGGGAACUGUGGCGGGCAAACCAGGCAAGUUUGCCGGUAUUGAACUCGCCUCGGAGCAUGCCAGGAGGGGAAAGAACAACGGGGAUGUUGAAGGGAAGCGUUACUUCUCCACGUCUAUUCCCGGCUCCGGUAUCUUCGUGCCGAUGAACAACAACAAGUAUGUCACCAAACGUGCUUCCGGGCUGGGCUCGAGCAUAAAUGCCGGCCCUCCCACCCCUUCGCGGCCCGUCAAUUUCAGCAAGUCUAUCGGCCCUGGUACCUCGGUGCGCGCCCCGCGGGUGAGACGCCCGUCCCUCCCCCGGCCCGAAUCACCCAGAGGUCCGCCUUCGUCCAAGUUGAGCCUGGCGGGGUUACGAACCCCGUCCGUGGCAUCGAGAAACGCAUCGACAAAUGGCUUUCCGCGAAGCCCAGUGAAGGCUCCCUCCCGUGCUUCUGACCGACCGCCGUCGCGGUUGAGCACGGAAGACGAGCUCCCAUCGGCCCGUACAUCUGACUACCACCAGUCAUCCGUGGCAGCAGAACUCCAGGAAGUACGGGAGCAGGUUCAGAGCCUGGAAAAGCAGCUGCUGGACCGCGAUCGCCAGCUGGAUGAGCAGGCAGCCACCCUAUCGGAUUUCCAGCGGACCCUGGAAGAGUUGGAGGGAUCCGACUCCCUUUCGAUCCGAGCCCAGUUGCGCGAGAAGAAUGAGAAGAUCGCAGCGCUGACUGCGGAAUUCGACCUGCAUCGGGCAGAUUUUAGAAGCACAUUGGAUACUCUGGAGGUGGCUGCCUCGGAAACGGAGCGAGUUUAUGAGCAACGCCUAGAAGAAUUGAUGCAACAAAAUCGAGAGCUGGAGGAGCGCGGCGAGGAUGUUGAAACCGUCGCAAGGCAGCUUAAACAACUCGAGGAGCUAGUCUCCGAGCUUGAAGAGGGUCUGGAGGACGCACGGCGGGGAGAAGCCGAAGCCAGAGCAGAGGUGGAGUUUCUGCGGGGCGAGGUCGAGCGAACGAAGCUGGAACUCCAAAAGGAACGUGACUCGAAGGAGUCUCCAGCCGGAACCGACGGACAGUACCACCUGAGAGAAUUAGAACAGAAAGACGACGAGAUCCGUGGCCUUAAGGCUAUCAUUCACUCGCUCAGCCGUGGUGAUCCCGAUUUGCAUGCAAUCCAACAGAAAAGCAUCGGCACAAGCCCACAGCCCGACCAUCAACCCGACCACCAGCCAGAACAUGUCCCUCACCUCGAGCAACAACCAGAGGGGUUUGAGCACAUUCCGGAACGGAAGAACUACCGCAUCGAAGAACUCGAACGCGAACUCCAGCAGAUGCAGAUCAACGGUGGUGGUCGCACGCGCAGCUCUACCUCCACCAGCACCAGUGGGUCAAAUCUCACUAAUGGGAAUGUGAUCAAUCAUGCACACCGUCUAUCAGAUCGCACGCAUGAAGGGCAAUACCAGGCCUACUCUGUACGCCACCGCGCCAUGUCAGAUGCUUCCCAUCAUCGCCUAGAGACGAUGCACGAGUCAGAUGCUCGCUCGGAGGACGGUGGCUCAUUAUGGUGUGAGAUUUGUGAGACAGGCGGUCAUGACAUCCUGAGCUGCACAAACAUGUUUGGUGCCGAGAACAAGGAGAAGACUCCUGAGCCUGAAGAGCCUCUUCACGAUGACAGCUCCCUAGAUGAAAAGCCUACCCCUGAAACGUCUACGGCGGAGCCCUCCACAUCUUCAACUCCCGAGGAGAGCACAACGCCUCAGAAGACCGGACGUGAUGCCGUUCUGGAGGGUCUCAGGGGAGUAGGUUUGACAUCAUCCAUGGCCCCCGUUGCGGGGAAAGCGAGCGGUGUGAUUGACGAGUCUAAGUGGUGUGCUCUCUGCGGCUGUACGAUCUCGCCCUCGGCGAACUUGGUCUGCGCGACAGUCCCACAGGCCUUGCAGGUCCGCUUCUGCUCGUCGGCCCCAAACUCGUUGACCACCUCCUUCACCUGCGUGCCCAGGUCCGUGCAGAUGAACCGCUUCUCCCAGACGAUCUCCCCGCAGCCGCGGCAGUACCAGCGCAUGCUGUCGACCGCGUCCUUGGCGCGCGGCUGCUCCAUCACCACGCCGACCGUGUCCCGGAACCGCACGGGGCAGUGCGGCGCACGAAAUUCUGAUCGCCUCGAGGCUUUUUUGAAUCAACCGACGGCGUUCUCGAGGAAAUUCCCCCUCAUCCCUCCGGACACAAUGGCGUCGACUUCUCAGCCCCCGAUCCGGCUUACCUCCCACAAGAACUUCGUCUAUCGCUUGGUCUUCUCCACGUUGACUGGCCGGACCGUCCACAUCUCACAAAUCCGUCCUUCGUCCCCGACGAAUCCCGGUCUCGCGCCGCAUGAAAUCUCUUUCCUUCGUCUCCUCGACGCCGUCACCAAUGGCUCGCAGAUGGAAAUCUCCUACACGGGUACGAUCGUCGUGUACAAGCCAGGCCUGAUCACCGGCAGCGCUACGGGCACCGGCGCCAGUGGAGGCGCGCCGAUCAAGGUGACAUUCACGGGUCCCGGCGUGAUCACCUCGGCCACCCCGACGGGCGACAUGUCCGUCGACAGUGUGCGCACGGCCAUUCUCCCUCUCUUCAACCAAUUCGGCAUCUUCAACAACAUCGAGCUGCGCAUCCUCAAGCGAUCCAACCCGGGCCCCAACGGUCGCGGCGGCGGUGGGGAAGUCCAGUUUGUGUUCGGCCACCAGCUGCGACUCCCGAAAACUCUGCACCUGAUGAACCCCGGUCGGAUCAAGCGGGUGCGUGGUGUGGCCUACGCGGUGGGUGUCUCGGCGUCCAACAAUGCCCGGAUGAUCGAAACCGCCCGUGGCAUCCUCAACCCUCUGGUGCCCGACACCUACGUCUUCUCUGAUGUGUCGUCGGCGCCCUUCGUGCCUGCGCCGGAGAAGAGCAACCCGUCCGGAAAGAAGAAGAUCGGCCUUGGCUUUGGCCUGUCCCUGGUCGCUGAGUCGUCGACGGGGUGCCUGUUCUCCGCCGAUGUGGCAUCGCCGCCCUCCGGUGGUGAGGCGCCUGAGGACAUUGGGAAGCGAUGUGCCUACCAGCUGCUGGAGACCGUCUCCAAGGGUGGCUGCGUUGCCCCUGCAGCCGUGCCGGUCAUGCUUGGUCUGAUGACCAUGGGAUCGGAGGACGUGGGUCGUAUCCAAGUCGGCCGGGAGGUGAUGGCUGACGAGAGCACCAUCCAACUGGCCAGGGACCUGGCCAAAUUCGGGGCCCCGGGCUGGGGUCUUCGCGAUGCGAGUGGUGAGAACGAGAAUGGAGACGUGAUCAUCAGCGUCGUUGGCCGCGGCAUUGGCAACGUUGGGCGCAAGGUCGCUUGA